This is a messenger RNA of Saccostrea cuccullata (small rock oyster), 1574 nucleotides long. RefSeq lists its product as uncharacterized. The transcript is spliced from 8 exons. The coding region runs from base 126 to 1358 and encodes 410 amino acids. Lineage: Eukaryota; Metazoa; Mollusca; Bivalvia; Ostreida; Ostreidae. The record is from RefSeq and is a predicted model, not a curated record.
CCAAACAACACAUUUUUUCUGGUUUUGGUUCGUGUCAGCGAGAUGACGACGACCCACGAGAUUUUGGCGGAAUUGUUUUUAUUUACAACGACCAGGAGGUUAAACUAUACACGCCUGUUGAUUCAAUGAUUUACUCAACGAACCUCAGGGGUGUCUUUGCUUAUACUGGUGGUCCUUCAUUUGCCGGACCCUUUCAAGGAUACUACCCAAACGCUGACGUCAGAGUAAGAGUAUGGAGAAUGUGUGAUUUCCCCCCAGCUAACUUCACAUCUGCUGGGGAAUACACAGUAUCAACAUCAGAUGCCAGUAUAACCAGUAUACCUCACCAUAUUGGAUAUUAUCCAGACUUCGUUGUUGUACAACUAAAGCUCUCAAAUGGAUACAUAUCCGAGGCUCAGGUGGGCGUUUUCUGUGUGUCUGAUGGAUGGGGAGGGAACGAAUUCUAUACUGCUGCCACGGUGUACAUUCAAGCCUGGAAAUUCCCGCCAUCGGACAUUCUAUUCAGUCAAACUGACACCAGAGGUCCGGGUAUAAUGGUACCUAGUACCCUAUUGAUGCCACAGCCUUUCAGUAUAGAGACCAAUAUAUUCCUUGUACAGUCCCAGGCAUUAGAGGGCAAUAACGCGAACUAUCUGUUUGAGGCAGCAGGCUCAGCGCUCAGUGACGGCUCAACUUUUUUCGGGAGGAUAGGCGCUGUGGUCUAUGCUUACAACUCGGAAGAAUUUAAUCUUUGGUACCCAGGCACGGGAGAUUUCCUGAUAUAUGUCGGUGGAACAUGGGGAAAGGGAGAUAUGUCACAAAGUUCUUCUACAGCUAGUGUGAAAGUAAAGGUCAUUAAAACCGACUCUCCCUUACCGGGUUGCGGCUGUGCUGUAUGUACUUCAGACUGGAAUACACUGACAACGACUUGCGACUGUCAGACGUUGUCUUGUCCAGUUCCAAAUGACAUUCUAAACUCCUACAAACUCUUCGACGGACAGACGACUAAUAGCAGCACCUUAUAUUCCUGUCAGCUUGGUUUCCAGUCCAACAAAGCUCCGAGUUUGAUAACAUGUAACGGUACACAUUGGGAAACCACGGACUUCGACUGUGCAGUGGCUGGUCCAUGCAUCACUUCUACCACAGUGGUAUACAACAUCACAACUGUCCAACAGAGAAUCCAGGAACUGAGAAAUAAUCUAACUGUAGACACUAAAAACACCAGCUCUUAUAGAAGAUCUCUGACAUGCGCAGAUGAUUCCCGACCAAGUGCUGCUCAGAUUGGAUACUUAGGAAUAGGCAUCCUUUGUCUGACUGGAGGACUGGUUCUUUGUGCCGAUCUAACAAGCUUGGCAAAGAUACACGAAGAUGAUGAUUAGAAUAAGUGUACACUAGAAAACAAUUGCUAGCCCACCGCCAAAAAAAAAAUCACAUUUAAUUUUAAAAUAAAAACGAUGUUUACUGAAGCGUACCUAUUUCGUAGAAAACAUGAAAAUCAUGCUUAUGAAUUUUGGGGAAUUACAUUCUCGUUUUCGUAUUUGUGUUCUUUAUGCUUGAAGUAAUAAAAAAAUUCAGGAGGAUUUUUUUUGUGUUUA